UCCAUCUUUCAGUCAGUCAUUGGGAUUUGAACGGUAAACAUGGAAGUUUCAGCAAAGAUAAAAGAUGUCACAAUUGUAAGAAAAUAUCCAGCAUUUCGUGAUAAAUUUGUUAAUGGAUGUUGGCGAUGGAUAGAAGGAAAAAGAAAGGAUGAUUUUUCAGAAGGGCUUUGGCGAAUCCAUAAUAACUUAUAUGAUUUAACAGAUUUUAUCAUAAAGCAUCCCGGUGGAAAAUAUUGGUUGGAAGUCACUCAGGGCACUGACAUUACCGAAGCUUUUGAAAGUCAUCAUUUAUCAACAAAACCGGAAAAAUUGCUACCCAAAUAUUUUGUGAGAGAAGCAAAAUACCCUCGAAAUUACUUCUUAACAUACGACGAAAAUGGAUUCUAUCGCACACUCAAAAAACGUGUCGAAGAGAAAUUAAAGUCUAUCGAUAAAAGUGUCACGUGGAAAUCACGAUGGGUUCAUGAUAUCAAUUUAUUUGUUUUAUUUGUUUCAGCAAUAAUGGCAAAUCGAACAGAAAAUAAGUUUUUACAUAAACUAUGGAUUGUUAUUGCAGCUCAAUGUUUUGCAUGGUGUGCGAUGUUUUCUCACAAUUUUUUCCAUCAAGCUGACAACUGGAGAAUGUAUACGUCAAAUAUUUCACUUGUUUCAUGGCGCGACUAUCGAGUAUUUCAUAUUUUGUCACACCAUAUGUACACAAAUUCUUUCUCAGAUUUUGAGACAUCGACAUUCGAACCAUAUCUCAAGUGGAUACCGACACUGGAAAGAACAUGGUGUUAUUAUCUUCGUUUAAUUGCCUUUAUACCCUUACUUAUUCUCUCAUUCUUCCACAAUUUUUGGCGCUACAGGUUUCAAGGUUACAUUUGGGGAAACGAAAAAGUUUUUCGCUGGGACGAUUUUCUAUUAUUCACGUUACCGCUAGCUCAAAUUUUGUUUGGUAAAAAAAUGGUCACAUUAUCAUAUCUUGAAGAGAUAUAUUGGGGAUGGGCAAGCAUUGCAAUCCCUGGCUCAAUUCUUUAUUCAAUAAUAUUCUUCAACCGAGGUCAUCAUGCACCAUACAUAACUCAUCAAAAUGAUGAAAUUAAAAGUUUAGAUUUUGGAGAAUAUCAAUUGAGUACGACAAUUGAUCGGAAAGAAGCCAACUACAACAUUUUUACAUCAUUAGCAUAUUUUGGUGAUCAAACUCUUCAUCAUCUUUUCCCUACGAUAGAUCAUGCAAUUUUACCUGAACUAAGAAAUAUUUUAAUUAAAACAUGUAAGGAGUUUGAUGUUGAUUUACAUCCAGAAACGUCAAUGAUUAGAUCCACGAUUGACCAGUAUAAACAGCUUCUCCGUACAAAGAUAAUCAGGUGUUCAUGAGAUGUUAGAAUGCGA
Molecule: messenger RNA, 1374 nt
Organism: Clunio marinus
Lineage: Eukaryota; Metazoa; Arthropoda; Insecta; Diptera; Chironomidae
Source: the annotation of a GenBank genome assembly